Molecule: messenger RNA, 3152 nt
Organism: Glycine soja
Lineage: Eukaryota; Viridiplantae; Streptophyta; Magnoliopsida; Fabales; Fabaceae
Product: AT-rich interactive domain-containing protein 1-like
Exons: 2
Coding region: 452-2482 (676 amino acids)
Molecular function (GO): DNA binding
Source: RefSeq, a predicted model, not a curated record
UCUCUCUCUCUCUCUUUUCUUUUUUACUUCCAAUGAAAAUUGAGAUAUUGAAGAAGAGGGUCUGCGUCUGUUGAAAACUUGAAUUUUGGCCCCUAAUCUCUCUCUCUCUCUCACACACACACAAACUCUCUCUCUCUCUCUGCAAUUAACAUCAUUGUAGAGAGAGAAAGAAAGCGCGGGAUACGAAAUUUUUCUUCCUCGCACACAAAGGUGGUGGAGUAAACAAGCCCUAGAUAGCACCAGAUCCCACCCUUUUCCACUUUCCCGCCAAAAUCCAUUUUUGACCGUGACCCAGAUUCUCAAUCGGUGCCAAUUUCGCACCCUUCGAACCGUUUUCAUCGAUUCUUCGCGAAAAAAAAAUUGUUGAAAAAAAACCUAGUUUAAAAAUUUUGAAACAAAAUGGAUGAUUGGGAGUGUGAUUAUUUGUUUCUAGGGUUUGAAUUCCAAAUCAAUGGCAGGGCGGUCGGUGUUGAACGCCGGUGUUCGCGUAGAAGAUAGUGGCAGCAUUGUUGGAUGCUCAAACGACGGUUCUCAGCGCCGUUUCGAGGAGUUGGUUUCUGAGUUCACGAGCGAGAUCUGUGGGAGUGAUUAUUUUUUGCCUUUUCCGCCAAUGUUGGGUGAUGGGAAACCUGUGGAUUUGUAUAAGCUGUUUUUGGUGGUGAGAGGGAAGGGUGGAUACGACGCCGUUUGCAAUUGUAAGUUGUGGGAUAUCGUUGGGGAGGAGUCUGGGUUGGGUGUGAGUGUUGGUUCUUCUGUGAAGUUGGUGUAUAGUAAGUAUUUGAGUGCUUUGGAUGCGUGGUUGAAGAAGGUUGCGGAGAGUAAGGUGUCCCCUGAGUGUGGUGUGGUGGAUGAUAGGGACAAGUUCGGGAGGCGGUUGAUGGAGUUGCAGGCAGAGGUGGAAGGGUUGUUAUCUGGUUGUGGGGAGGGUGAUGUGGCUCGUGAGGAGGUCAAGGGUAGAGUUGAUGAUGAUGAUGAUAAUGUGGAUGGGAGGAAGUCGUGUGGUGAUGGAAAUGGAGGGUGUCUUCCUGAUUUGGAGGUGCCGGAGGGUGACAUGAAUGAGUCGGUUAUUGGAAGUGGGGGUGAGGGAAAUGAGGUUGAUGGAGGUGAAGGAGAUAGAAAUGGAGGGUAUCAUGAUUUGGAGAUGCCGGACCGCGAGGUGAAUGAGUCGGUGAAUGGAAACUCAGGUGAGGGAAACGAUGCAAUGGAAGUGGGGGAAGAGUUUGAUAGAGGGAUAAUGUCUAAAGAGCAGGUGGUGGAUGUAUCAGAUGGGGUGAACUACAGUGUGGCUGGAUUGUUGAGUGGAGGUCAGAAGUGUGGCGGCAAUGAUGAUAAGGGCUUGGUGUUGGAUCCAUCUGGUGGGGAUAGUGAUGGUCGAAAGAGGAAGAGAGACAUGUUGGAUUUGUCUGAUGGUGAUAGUGAUAGUGAUAGUUCUGAUCGUAAGAGGAUGAGAGAGUUUGCGUUGGAUAUGCUGAGCUGGGUUACAGGUGCCGCAAAGAAUCCCUGUGAUCCUGAAGUUGGUUCAAUACCUGAAAAGGCAAAGUGGAAGUCUUACAGUAAUCAGGAGGUGUGGAAACAGGUGCUGUUGUUUCGAGAAUCAGCGUUUCUCAAAAGAGGUUCUGAUCCAAGCAGUGAACAACGUAGCUGGCAGAGUCAGAAGAUGCACCCUUGCUUGUAUGAAGAUCACCUUGGGACAAACUACAAUCUUAGGGAUAGGUUGAAACGUGACAAGAAGAUUUUAGUUGGCCAAUCUACACCAUCUGCACGAAGCUCUUCUGAUUCAUCUGUAGGAGCUGAGAACAGAACACCAAGUCCUCAUACUGAAGAUCCCUCUGAUGCAAAUUCAGGUCUUGACAGAUGUGCCACCGUACGCAUCCCUUUGGGGGCAAAUCAUCAAGCUGAAAUACCAGAAUGGACCGGUGUGAUUUCUGAAGGUUAUUCUAAGUUUUCAGGGACCCCGAUAUGGCCAUUGGCAACAGCAAAUACCAGACUACUUAUUGAAAGGGACCCUAUAGGAAAGGGAAGACAAGAUUCAUGCGGCUGCCCUGUACCAGGUUCUGUUGAGUGUGUAAGAUUCCACAUUACUGAGAAAAGGGCUAAAGUUCAUCUGGAAUUGGGGGCAGUAUUUUAUGACUGGAAUUUUGAUCAGGUAGGUGAAGAUGUUAAGCUAUUGUGGAUGGAAGAAGAAGAGAAAAAAUUCAAGGAUGUGAUACGAUCAAACCCUCCAUCACCUGAGACAUAUUUCUGGGACCAUAUCUUUAGGGCAUUUCCUACGAAGAGCAGGGCAGAUUUAGUUAGCUACUACUUCAAUGUCUUUAUUUUGGAGCGCAGAGGAUACCAAAAUAGGCAUACUCCCAAUAACAUUAACAGUGAUGACGAGGACGAUGAAGCUGGACCACUGAGGAAUGUUUUCGGACAGCAGACACAAAAUUCGCGUGGUUCCAUCUUAUUAACCCCCAAAAAGUCACAGACAAAGAAAAAGUAGCAAGUGGAUGUUUGUCAAAACAAUAGGAGCUUUGUUGGGGAUGUAAAUUUUGACAAAUUUGUGCAUUCUCACUGGCAUUUUUCAGCAUCUAAGGAUCUUUCUCUCCUUGUUUAGAAGGUAAAUCAUCAUUGGUUUUAGAAGCAGAACUUUGGAGCUUAAAAUGGUUUUGUGUGUGGAGGAAGGGGGGGUGUAUUUGGUGGUGGAAGUGGGAAAAUUUUGGACAAACUUAGAAGCUGAUUGCUAAUCACAUGCUUCCGAUUUUGAGAUGCAUCUUCUGUCUGUCCACAGUGAUAUAUAGCUGCCUCAGAUUGCACAUUUUUUUUUCUUAAAACAAACUUGGUUUUGAUUGCAAGGUUUUACUUGAAGCUGAAGCCUUAGGGAAUAUAGGUCCACAUUUUAUUGUAGAGAGUCAUGAACAAAUACAUCAAAGUGCAAUUCAAAUUGUAGGUUUCAUAUGAUGCGACUUUAUAUUUUGAUUUGAUGUUUCUUACUUUCUUUCAAAGUGGUAUAGAAUUUGUUUUGGCUCAGAUAUUUUCAGUUUGGUGCCUAUCAAUAUUCUUAUUAUGCUAAGUAUUUGUCUGUUCUAUUUAUAUCUUCUGCACAUUCUAGAGUUGUUUUGUACUUUGUUCUGCCGGAAGAAAUUAUUGAUACCCCACCUCUCCCUUCUCUA